Messenger RNA from Melospiza melodia melodia, 2393 nucleotides. RefSeq names its product ariadne RBR E3 ubiquitin protein ligase 1 (gene ARIH1). Gene Ontology annotation, cellular component: ubiquitin ligase complex; cytoplasm; nucleus. The record is from RefSeq and is a predicted model, not a curated record. Lineage: Eukaryota; Metazoa; Chordata; Aves; Passeriformes; Passerellidae. The transcript is spliced from 14 exons. Bases 55 to 1716 code for a protein of 553 amino acids. Gene Ontology annotation, molecular function: ubiquitin conjugating enzyme binding; zinc ion binding; ubiquitin protein ligase activity. Gene Ontology annotation, biological process: ubiquitin-dependent protein catabolic process; protein polyubiquitination; positive regulation of proteasomal ubiquitin-dependent protein catabolic process.
GGGCCGGGCGCGGGGAGGCCGCGGGAGCCGCCGCCGCUCCCUCAGCGCCUCGCCAUGGACUCGGACGAGGGGUACAACUACGAGUUCGACGAGGACGAGGAGUGCAGCGAGGACAGCGGCGCGGAGGAGGACGAGGAGGACGAGGAAGAAGACGAGCCCGACGAUAAUCUGGACCUGGGCGAAGUAGAGCUGGUGGAGCCCGGGCUGCGCGUCGGCGGGGAGCGCGACGGGCUGUUGGGCAGCGAGACGGGCGGGCUGGGCCCCGGCGGCGGCGGCGGCGGUGGCGGCCUGGGCGGCGGACCGGGCCCCGGCGGCGGCCCCGAGCAGGAGGAGGAUUAUCGCUACGAGGUGCUGACGGCCGAGCAGAUCCUGCAGCACAUGGUGGAGUGCAUCCGCGAGGUCAACGAGGUCAUCCAGAACCCGGCGACUAUCACUCGAAUACUGCUUAGCCAUUUCAACUGGGAUAAGGAGAAGCUGAUGGAGAGGUACUUUGAUGGCAACUUGGAGAAGCUCUUUGCAGAGUGUCACGUAAUUAAUCCAAGUAAAAAGUCGCGAACGCGCCAGAUGAACACCAGAUCAUCAGCCCAGGACAUGUCCUGUCAGAUCUGCUAUCUGAACUACCCAAACUCCUAUUUCACUGGCCUAGAGUGUGGACACAAAUUCUGUAUGCAGUGCUGGAGUGAAUAUUUAACUACCAAAAUAAUGGAGGAAGGCAUGGGACAGACCAUUUCAUGCCCUGCCCAUGGCUGUGAUAUCUUAGUGGACGACAAUACAGUUAUGCGUCUGAUCACAGAUUCCAAGGUUAAAUUAAAGUACCAGCAUUUAAUAACCAAUAGUUUUGUAGAGUGUAAUCGACUGUUAAAGUGGUGUCCUGCCCCCGACUGCCACCACGUCGUUAAAGUCCAGUACCCGGAUGCGAAACCCGUGCGCUGCAAAUGUGGCCGUCAGUUCUGCUUUAACUGUGGUGAAAACUGGCAUGAUCCUGUUAAAUGCAAGUGGUUAAAGAAAUGGAUUAAGAAGUGUGAUGAUGACAGUGAAACCUCCAAUUGGAUUGCAGCCAACACAAAGGAAUGCCCGAAAUGCCACGUCACCAUCGAGAAGGACGGGGGCUGCAACCACAUGGUCUGUCGGAACCAGAACUGCAAGGCGGAGUUCUGCUGGGUGUGUCUGGGCCCCUGGGAGCCCCACGGAUCUGCCUGGUACAACUGUAAUCGCUACAAUGAGGAUGAUGCAAAGGCAGCAAGGGAUGCACAGGAGCGAUCCCGAGCAGCCCUGCAGAGGUACCUGUUCUACUGCAACCGCUACAUGAACCACAUGCAGAGCCUGCGCUUCGAGCACAAGCUCUACGCUCAGGUGAAGCAGAAGAUGGAGGAGAUGCAGCAGCACAACAUGUCAUGGAUCGAGGUGCAGUUCCUGAAGAAAGCAGUCGACGUCCUCUGCCAGUGUCGUGCCACACUCAUGUACACUUACGUCUUUGCCUUCUACCUCAAAAAGAAUAAUCAGUCCAUUAUCUUUGAGAAUAACCAAGCAGACUUAGAGAAUGCUACAGAGGUGCUUUCUGGGUACCUGGAGCGAGAUAUAUCCCAAGAUUCGCUGCAAGACAUAAAGCAGAAAGUACAGGAUAAGUACAGAUACUGCGAGAGCCGGCGGAGGGUUUUGUUGCAGCACGUGCAUGAAGGCUACGAGAAGGACCUGUGGGAGUACAUCGAGGACUGAGCCCGGCCCCGCAGCAAUGAACUCUGAACCCUUUCCCAUCCUAGAGUGCUCAUGCAAUUCCAAUAAAACCCACCCAGGGCGCUGCUCCGCCUCUUACACCGCUGGUCUGUAGUACCGGGAUUCUGUUUUGUUAACAGAAAAAUUAAGUAAAUUAUAUUGUAAUAAAAAAAAAAAGGUAGAUAAACCAUUGUACAACAGUAUUCUAGGCGGCCAAGAGUGUGACAGACGCACUAAAAAACCCUCCAACUUUAACUUGUAACGUAGCUUCAUCCUCCAAGCCGACUCCUUUUUCUUUUCUCUCUUUCUUUUCCUGUGUGUAGUACAGAUGAAACUUAAACCAGUUUCUUGACACUGCUUUUCAUGUCCAAACCAGCCAUUUUGAUGGACUUUGGUAAGGGGGGUGGCUCUCCCGCCCCCUUCCUCCUCUCUGCCACCCAAAUACAUGGAUGAAUGUGGAUUGGCUCAUUGUAAAGAGGAUUUUUGGGGAGGGAAGGAGGGGGGUACACAGCAAGGAAAAAAAACCCCAACCUUUGUAUAUGACUUUUAAAACAAAAAGAGGACAACACAGUAUUUUUCAAAGUUGUAUAUAGCGCAUAUGCAUGGACAAAGAGCAAGCGUGGCACGUGUUUGCAUAAUGUUUAAUUACAAAAAAAUAUUUAUUCUUUAAAAAUCUUCAA